CCGUGUGUUGAACGAACCGACGGUAAAGAAAUAAUAUUUUUCUCGUAAAAUGGCCGAUCAUUGCCUGUUGUGUUAUUCUAUCUUCACGACUAUAGUGGCGUUCUUUUAUAUUUUUCUGGACGUCAACUAUUUUUUGCGGAUCGUGUUUACGAUCGGAUGGGGCAGGUUGUUCGAUAAACGCCGAAAAAUCGACGAAACUACCGAAAUUUACGGUAUUUGCACCAGUCAAGAUUUGGAUAUCUUCUUCUCGCAUAUGAACAACGCUCGAUACGUCAGAGAGCUGGAUUUCGCCAGAUUUCAUUUCUACGAUCGCACCGGACUCUAUAAUGAGAUUACCCAGUCGAAAGGACACAUACUCCAAACGGCUUCCAAUAUCAGAUAUCGCAGGACGAUUCCGUUGUGGACAGUGUACAAGAUCACCACGAAAAUUGUCACUUGGGACGAGAAGACGUUGUUUAUCGAACAGCAAUUUAUCACUUUGAACGACGGUUUCAUCCGUGCGGUGGUGUUGAGCAAACAGAGCACAAUUGGACUUGACGUGCCUAAAAUUAUGGCCAAAUUGACCGGUCAGGACGUUUCCUUCAGGCCAGCGCCAGUUGCCGAGCUUGAGGACUGGCUCAAAUAUAUGGAGAAGUCUAGCCAAAGGCUCAGGAAGCAGGAAUAAAUUGUUACGUUUGAUAUUUGUUUUACCACUGCAAAGUGUUCUAAUAUUUUUCGUUGGUUCCGCAGUAAUUUAAAUUUUUAUCCUUA
This is a messenger RNA of Cylas formicarius (sweet potato weevil), 750 nucleotides long. RefSeq names its product protein THEM6. The record is from RefSeq and is a predicted model, not a curated record. The transcript has 3 exons. NCBI's taxonomy places the organism in Eukaryota, Metazoa, Arthropoda, Insecta, Coleoptera, Brentidae. The coding region runs from base 50 to 664 and encodes 204 amino acids.